AUGGAAUGGCUGGGGAUCGAACCCUGGUCACCUAGCCUGCCAAAGGGGAAGCAAGCCACCAAGGGGCAGAAACAGAUCCUUCAAGAGAAUGCAGAGACAUUGAAGUUCUACCGAAACAUGAUUAUUGGUUCAAACAGCAUCUACCUCUUCACUAAUUGCCUUCUUAGGAGUACCUUCCCUACUGGCGAGUUGGUGUUGUUCAUACUGGCAGCAGCAGUGUUCAUUGGUAGCUACCAGUUCAUGUCUUACAUGGCAAAGCCAACAUAUGGCCAGAGUGGGGCCCUCGUUGAUGGUGGGGUUGACCUCAACCUCGAAGCAGGGAUUGCUGAGCAUGUGAAGGACCUGGUGAUCUUGACAUCAGCCUGCCAAGUCUUGUCUUUGGCAUCCCUCUAUGUCUGGCUAUUGUGGCUCCUGGGCCCAGCCAGAGGAUUUUACCUGCUUUGGAAGAACUUACUUGCACCUUGGAUCUUCCAGCCAGCUCCAGAAAACCAAAAUGAAGAGAAGAAACAACGCAAGAUGGAAAGAAGGCUUGCUCAUGCCAGGCAUUGAUCAUCAUCUGUAUCCUUCUUGUAUUGAUUGAAGGAAUGACCGAAAAACAUUUUUAUACACUUGAUGAUGAAUAAUAUAUGCAAUCAAUGAUGC
Messenger RNA from Darwinula stevensoni, 642 nucleotides. NCBI's taxonomy places the organism in Eukaryota, Metazoa, Arthropoda, Ostracoda, Podocopida, Darwinulidae. The record is from the annotation of a GenBank genome assembly.